Oryza brachyantha (malo sina) is the source of this 2219-nucleotide messenger RNA. RefSeq lists its product as uncharacterized. Gene Ontology annotation, molecular function: glutathione transferase activity. Gene Ontology annotation, biological process: glutathione metabolic process. Lineage: Eukaryota; Viridiplantae; Streptophyta; Magnoliopsida; Poales; Poaceae. The transcript is spliced from 6 exons. Bases 1 to 1998 code for a protein of 665 amino acids. The record is from RefSeq and is a predicted model, not a curated record. Gene Ontology annotation, cellular component: cytoplasm.
AUGGCCGGAGGAGGAGGAGGAGAUGAGCUGAAGCUGCUGGGCAUGUGGGCGAGCCCGUUCGCGCUGCGAGUGAGGAUCGCGCUCAGUCUCAAGGGCCUGAGCUACGAGUACGUCGAGGAGGAUCUCAAGAGCAAGAGCGAGCUGCUGCUCAGCUCCAACCCGGUGCACAAGCUGGUGCCCGUGCUCAUCCACGACGGCAAGCCCGUCUGCGAGUCGCGGAUCAUCGUGGAGUACAUCGACGAGGCCUUCUCCGGCGACGGCGAAUCCCUCCUCCCCGCCGACCCCCACGACCGCGCCGUCGCUCGCUUCUGGGCCUCCUACAUCGACGAAAAGAUGUUCACUGCGUGGAUGCCGAUAUUCGCGGCCAAGACGGAGGAGGAGAAGGCGGAGGCGACGAACCGGACGUUCGAGGUGGCGGAGACGCUGGAGCGAGCUCUGCGGGAGUGCUCCAGGGGGAAGCCCUUCUUCGGCGGCGACGCCGUCGGCUACCUCGACGUCGUGCUCGGAGGCUUCGCCGCGUGGGUGUACGCGAUCGAGGAGCUGUUCGGCCUGAAGCAGUUCGACGCCGCCAGGACGCCGCUCCUGGUGGCGUGGCUGCAGCGCUUCGUCGAGCUCGACGCCGUUAAGGAGGUGAUGCCCGACAGCGGAAGCUUGGUCGAGCUCCACAAGGCGAGGCAGGCACAGGCGGCAGCCGCCGCCGACGACGACGACGACGAGUUUGUCGGCGUCAGGCAUGACGUCCACCACGGCCGGGUGCGCGCAGAAGCGAUCCGCCCAGGCAGCCAGGUUCGGGACCUUGGCGUCGUCGAGGAGCUGGACGCCGGCGAUCUUCUCCACCGCCCUGACCCAUCCGAGGUGCGAACCCAGGGCAAUGUCCAGGUAGCCGAUGCUGUCGCCGCCGAAGUAGUGCUUCCCUUGGCUGCACCUGUGUGCCCAGAAACGCUCGACGGCGCGGCGGUAGGGGUCGCGAGGGAGUAUGGCCGGGGCGCCAUUGGAGGAUGCCCAGGCCUCGUCGAUGUACUCCACGAUGACGAGAGACUCGGCGAUGGGCUUGCCGUGGUGGAGCAGAACGGGGAUCUUCUUGUGCACCGGGUUGUACCUGAGCAGCAGCUCGCUCUUCUUCCCUACCGUCUCCUGCAACACCUCGUGCUCCACCCCCUUCAGGUUCAGCGCCACCAGGACACGCACUUCAACUCUUCCCUUCUCACAACACAACGACCAACCAAAGCAGAGGUCAAGCUAAUACAGAGUAGUCGAGACCUUCAGAGUUUCAGACAGAGGAGGCAAGCCAUGGCAGGCGGCGGAGGAGACGAGCUGAAGCUGCUGGGCAUGUGGGCGAGCCCGUACGUGCUGCGAGCGAAGCUCGCGCUCAGCUUCAAGGGCCUGAGCUACGAGUACGUCGAGGAGGACUUCAAGAACAAGAGCGAGCUCCUCCUCAGCUCCAACCCGGUGCACAAGAAGGUGCCCGUGCUGAUCCACAACGGCAAGCCCGUCUGCGAGUCGCGGGUCAUCGUGCAGUACCUCGACGAGGCGUUCCCCGGCGCCGGCGUCUCCCUCCUCCCCGCCGACCCCCACGAACGCGCCGUCGCUCGCUUCUGGGCCGCCUUCACCGAUGACACGCUCGCGAAGGCGUCGCAGGAAGCGUCGUCGGGGAAGACGGAGGAGGAGAAGGCGGAAGGGGAGAGGAAGGCGGUGGACGCGCUGGAGAAGAUGGAGCGCGGCCUGAGGGAGUGCUCCAAGGGGAAGCCCUUCUUCGGCGGCGACACCGUCGGGUACGUGGACGUCGUGCUCGGCGGCUUCCUUGCGUGGGUGCUCGCCGGCGACGCGAUGAAGGGCGUCAAGAGGUUCGACCCGGCCACCACCCCGCUGCUGGCGGCGUGGGCGGAGCGGUUCGUCGAGCUGGACGCCGCCAAGGCCGUCAUGCCGGACGUGGACAGGCUGAUCGAGUUCGCCAAGGUGAUGCAGGCUCGCGCCGCGGCCGCCGACACCACCAACUGAAACGGACACGAACCCUCGCGAUGCAGUGCAGCUCCGCUUGACAGCUCGUGUCAUGCCGAAGAUGAACAAAUUGUGGGCCGACUAGUAAUUUCCCACGGAAUAGCAGUUGAGGUCCUGGUCUUGCUCUGUCUCUAAUCAUUGUCCGCACUUCAUAAUAAUUUAUUACUCCCCCCAGAGUAUCUAUGAGAAAUUUUACGUUCUUGAGAGACUAUUUAUAGCAA